UGAAAGUAAGAUGAUUGGCUGCAGUGAGUCUCAGUCUCAAUCAGCCACGUGGAGCUGCAGGAGGCGCAGUGUGUGGCGCAUUGAGUUCAGAUCAGCACCUCCCGCGCGCGCACACACACGUACACACUCAGGGUAGGGAGGACACGCACACACACACACACACACACAGUUUUUUUCCCCCUCUAAAUCCGGACAGAGUGUAGAAUGAGAUAACAGGGCUGCAGGAAAUCCCCGGGAUUCGUGUCACCGGGACAGUGGGAUGAGUGAGUCUGAGUGGAUUUGGACUUUGAUGCAGCAUUUCGGAGAAAUUUCACCUGCCAGGUCUCAUUUAGCGCUCGGGCAGGAAGGAGACUGAAAUUUUCUAAACUGAAAAAAGAAAUAAAAAAGCGCACGAUGGAAGUUUGCAAAGGGAGAAUGCUGGGCAUCUCGGUGGCGAUCGCGCACGGCGUUUUCUCCGGUUCGCUCAACAUCCUGCUGAAGUUCCUCAUCACCACCUACCACUUCACGUACCUGACCCUCAUCCAGUUUCUGACCAGCUUCACGGCGGUGAUGACGCUGGAGAUCCUGCGCCGGAUCGGUGCCGUGAACAUCCCGCCGCCGAGCGCGCGCCUGGUCCGGGUGUUCGCCGGAGUGUGCGCGCUCUCCACGCUGCAGUCCACGCUCACCCUGUGGUCUCUGCGCGGCCUCAGCCUGCCCAUGUACGUGGUGUUUAAGCGCUGCCUGCCGCUCGUCACGCUCGCUGUCGGGGUGUGUGUGCUGCGGGACGGAGCGCCUUCAGUCGGGGUCACCGUGGCUGUGCUCAUCACCACCGGCGGAGCGGCACUGGCGGGUGCAGGAGAUCUCACAGGCGACCCCUUUGGCUACGUGACAGGCGUUUUAGCUGUCAUUAUCCACGCCUCAUACUUGGUGCUCAUCCAAAAGACGAGCGUGGACAGCGAGUACGGCCCGCUGACAGCUCAAUACAUUAUCGCUUUGGUGGCCUCACCCGUGCUGCUUGUCUGCUCCCUCGUGAGCAUGGACGCCAUCGACAUGUGGACCUACGAGGGCUGGAAUAAUCCAUCCAUCACUGGAAUCUUCUGCGUCUGCGUCGUGAUUGGCUGCGCCAUGAACUUCACCACACUGCACUGCACGUACAUCAACUCGGCAGUGACGACCAGCUUCGUGGGGGUGGUAAAGAGCAUCGCUACCAUCACAGUGGGCAUGCUGGCUUUCAGUGAUGUCGAGCCCACCAACCUGUUUAUAGCCGGCGUGGUGGUCAACACCGUCGGCUCCAUCACCUACUGCAUAGUGAAGUACUACGAGACCCAGAAGAAGCUCAGCUACCAGGACAUGGACAAGACCGUGAAGGACGAGGAACCACCCGGAGAGCCAUACGUGGAUCCUCCUUCCAAACCUGAUGGAGAUGUGGAGAAUUUUCCAAAUGGCUGCCUGACUGAAUCGCAGGAAGACAGUGACCGGGGUCAUGUGUGUGAGUCUAUAGAGUUACAAACAUCAGCGCAGGUGCCAGAGAGCAAACCUGAAAACCAGAAUUUAAGUGACAAUUUUGUGGGCGUGUGGAGAUCAGUGCGCACCUUAAAGUUCCUUAAGAAAGACACUUUACUGGAUAACAUGGAGGUGCAGAGUCCUUGAUGAAGGUUAAGAGAGAUGCAUGCUAAGUUAAAACAUUC
Ictalurus furcatus (blue catfish) is the source of this 1667-nucleotide messenger RNA. RefSeq names its product solute carrier family 35 member D3. Gene Ontology annotation, cellular component: Golgi apparatus. The record is from RefSeq and is a predicted model, not a curated record. Gene Ontology annotation, molecular function: antiporter activity. NCBI's taxonomy places the organism in Eukaryota, Metazoa, Chordata, Actinopteri, Siluriformes, Ictaluridae. The transcript is spliced from 2 exons. Bases 394 to 1629 code for a protein of 411 amino acids.